ACUUGUUACUUACCUUUAACCACACGUAUUCACUUUGGUUCCCAUGCAUAUGACACUUGGAGUCCACGUGUCAAGCUCUAGAACCCCUUCAGGUUUCGAUAGUUCUUCCUUCAAUAAGGAUGCCAUCCAUCAGUAACUUACUCUUGUCGUUUCUAGAAAAGCUUGAAGUAGUUAAUGGCUCCAAAACGUGGUGAGAAGUUGGUGGUGAGAUCCACCAAGAAAGUUGUGGAAUCAAGCGUGCAAGUAUCGGUUGUAAGCACCGGCAGCAGAAGACAAACACGGGGAAACAAAGAAACAGAAGAGGCAGAAGGUGGAAAAGAGCAUGUGAUGGUCAUUCCCGUUGAAGAAGUGAAUCCUGAAGCCCGGAAGGAUUCGUCUACCUCUGCCAUUACUGAGGGAAACAAAGGUGAGAAAAACAACACUGGGGAAGAUGGUGGAGUGCAGAUUGAAGAGAAAGAGAAUAAGGUAGAGAACGAGGGAGAGAAGGAUGAGAAGGAGAAGGAGAAGGCAAAGAUACCGUCUAAUGGAAAAGAGAGAAAAAAGGGGAAAAAGAAGGGAAGGAAAAGUGUAGAAGGGUAUCAGAGGUAUGUGUAUAGGGUGUUGAAGCAGGUGCACCCUGAGAUGGGAAUAUCUGCCAAAUGCAUGACUGUUCUGAACAAUUUGAUGAAUGACAUGUUUGAGAGAUUGGCUGGUGAAGCUGCUAAGCUGAAGGACUACACUGGACACAUGACAUUGUCUUCAAGGGAGAUUCAAGGAGCAGUGAAGCUGGUUUUACCAGGAGAGCUUGGGAAGCAUGCCAUUGCAGAAGGUGUCAAAGCUGUGAAUAAAUUCACCUCCUAUGAUACCGAUGAAUAGUCUAGACAGUAUAGUUAUAUGUUUAGUAUGUAAAAACAUGUACUUGAUUAGUUAUAAGGUGACUAGGUUAAGGUUUUUCUUGUUUUAGGUGACUAGGUAUUUAGCAUUGUGUUGUUAAGUAGGUGUUUUUGUAUUUUGCAAUUUGGAGAAUGGUGUAUGUUUGGUUGGUUGGUUGGUUCUUCUGAUAGGGUCAGAAAUGUAGAUCACUUACUGUUAUUAGUGUGCUUGUUUAUCUGUAAUGCAAUUAGUAGUUAUUGCCAGUUUCA
Messenger RNA from Vigna angularis (adzuki bean), 1121 nucleotides. RefSeq names its product histone H2B.6. The transcript has a single exon. Bases 175 to 855 code for a protein of 226 amino acids. Gene Ontology annotation, cellular component: nucleosome. Gene Ontology annotation, biological process: nucleosome assembly. Gene Ontology annotation, molecular function: DNA binding; structural constituent of chromatin; protein heterodimerization activity. NCBI's taxonomy places the organism in Eukaryota, Viridiplantae, Streptophyta, Magnoliopsida, Fabales, Fabaceae. The record is from RefSeq and is a predicted model, not a curated record.